Molecule: messenger RNA, 7181 nt
Organism: Oncorhynchus kisutch (coho salmon)
Lineage: Eukaryota; Metazoa; Chordata; Actinopteri; Salmoniformes; Salmonidae
Product: alkaline phosphatase-like
Exons: 12
Coding region: 140-1720 (526 amino acids)
Biological process (GO): dephosphorylation
Cellular component (GO): plasma membrane
Molecular function (GO): alkaline phosphatase activity
Source: RefSeq, a predicted model, not a curated record
CAGGAACAGACACAUGAAAACGUGAAUGUGCUUUAUCAACGGACAGACGUGUUUUUGCUACAGAAGCUUAAGAACCCGCAACUCCCUCUAGUUUGGGACGUGGUGUGUGAUAACACUACAGCGAUAGAGAGAAAGCAUCAUGAAGGUGACAAUCCUGUUCAUCUGCUCCUGCCUGGCCUGGGAAGGCCUGGGGAAGCCACAGUUUCCUGACCAAGAGAAAGAUCCCCUGUUCUGGAACACAUGGGCUCAGAGUACUUUGAAGAAUGCCCUCACACUUCAGAAGCUCAAUCAAAACACUGCAAAGAACCUCAUCCUCUUCCUUGGUGAUGGAAUGGGCAUUCCCACAGUGACGGCAGCACGAAUACUGAAGGGGCAGCUGAGCAGACAGAGUGGAGAAGAGACCCAGCUGGAGAUGGACAAUUUCCCCUUUGUUGCGCUUUCCAAGACGUAUAACACCAAUGCCCAGGUUGCAGACAGUGCGGGUACAGCCACAGCAUUCCUCUGUGGGGUGAAGGCCAACGAGGGCACGGUGGGUGUGAGUGCAGCUGCCGUCCGCUCUCAGUGCAACUCCACACAGGGCAACGAGGUCACCUCCAUCCUCAGAUGGGCCAAGGAAGCCGGCAAGUCAGUGGGAAUAGUCACGACAACGCGUGUGAACCAUGCCACCCCCAGUGCGGCCUAUGCCCACUGUGUGGACAGGGACUGGUACUCCGAUGGUGAGAUGCCCGCUGAGGCAGUACAGGCCGGCUGCAAGGACAUCGCCAGGCAGCUCUUUGAGAACAUUCCCAACAUCGAUGUGAUUAUGGGAGGAGGGAGGAAGUACAUGUUCCCCAAAAACCAAUCAGAUGUGGAGUAUCCUGGAGAGAUGAAACACUUUGGUACCCGCAUCGAUAGAAGGAACUUGGUGGAGGAGUGGAAUAACCGAAUGAAAAACAAGAACGCCAACUAUGUAUGGAACAAGAAGGAACUUUUAUCUCUAAACCCUAAUAGUGUGGAUUACCUUUUGGGUCUGUUUGAGCCUGGAGAUCUUCCCUAUGACCUGGAGAGAAACAAUGAGACAGAUCCUUCACUGACAGAGAUGGUGGAGGUGGCCAUUAAGAUCCUGAAGAAAAACCCCAGCGGAUUCUACCUGCUGGUGGAGGGGGGGCGCAUCGACCACGGACAUCACGACGGUAAAGCCAAGCAGGCCCUGCAUGAGGCAGUGGAGAUGGACCGGGCCAUUGGCCACGCCGGCCUCAUGACCAGCAUAUAUGACACAAUGACUGUCGUCACUGCUGACCACUCUCACAUGUUCAACUUUGGAGGUUACACUCCAAGGGGGAACACCAUUUUUGGACUAAAUUCCAUUUUGAGUGAUGUGGACCAGAAGCCUUUCACUGCCAUCUUAUAUGGGAAUGGACCAGGGUUUAAAGUAGUCAAUGGUCUGAGAGAGAACAUCUCCACCCUUGGCUAUGGGGAAAAUAACUACAAGGCCCAGUCUGCAGUGCCGCUGAGUAUGGAGACUCAUGGAGGAGAGGAUGUGGCUGUGUUUGCUAAGGGCCCUAUGGCUCACCUGCUGCACGGUGUCCACGAGCAGAACUACAUUCCCCAUGUCAUGGCUUAUGCUGCCUGCAUUGGCCAGAACAGAGACCACUGCAUGUCAUCCAGUGGAGCCUCUAGUCUCAGCGCUGCUCUGCCCAGCCUGACAGCUCUCCUCACACUCAUCCGCCUCCUCUGCUGACCUUUCACCCCAACCCCCCUCCUGCACUACCCCAACCCUCCUCUUAGUAUACAUGUAAUACUCCCACAUAUUGUUUUACAGUUGCAAUGUGUAUUUUCUUCUUACCAUUUAAAAAAUAUUUUUUCAUUCUAUAAUGACAAUGGGCAUUUAAAGUUAGUGUUCUGAGGGUUGGUGUUGUUCAGUCAGAUGUAGUGUUAGGGAAAAUAAGAGGAUAUCACCUUAUUUCUACUUUAAGAUAUAGGAUAGUUUGUGUUAUUUUACUUUGGUAUUGAUCACUAUUCAGUUAACACCAAAACUAUGUGAAGAAUUCUGUCAUAUCAGUUGGUUUAAGAGAAGGGUAUAUCUCUGAAUUUAUAUCAAUCAUUGUAUGGGAAAAAUACCCUCCCGGGAUUAAUGACAAAGCAAUGUUGCUGCCCACCUAUAUAUUUGUUGUCUGUCAAUUCCAUGACUAUGGAUUAGUCAACUUUUCAAAGAAGCCAGUUCCUUUUGAAAAUUAGAAACCUAAUGCAGGGGAGAGCGAGGUGUGUUGUCACACUUUUCACACUCUCUAACAUUUACUGGGCACAAUACAUCACAAUCUUAUAAAUGUCAUACCAAAUGAAAGAAGGAAGUCUUGGGCACAUAUGUUGUAUUCAUUACAUCUUCAUGUGUUAUUUCAGUACGGAGUUGUAGACCGUUAACCUGUGACAGUUUGCUCCAUCAGAGGGUAAAUUGUCACAUUGGAAUAUCAACAAAUAAGAACACAACUAAUUAAUUGUGAAAAUUGAUUUUAAUUUCAAAUUCAAAACCAAAUUCAAUUUCAUUAAAGAGCUCAAAAUAAAAACAAUCAUGCCUAGAGAAUCUGGCAAAUCAUGCCUUUCAAUCAAAACAAUAAUACUGGCAGAGCACACAGUAAUUAAGUGGCACGACCACUUUACUUCGAACCUUGAAAUCGAACGUUCUCUGGCGUGUACAUAGAUCCACGGUAAUUGUUGUAAUUGGAAUGGAAUGUAAUGCUGCAGAUAACUUGCUUAAUUAAAUGUUUAAGGUCUUAAUUAACAAAACAGAUGUGGUGUUUAAACACACUAAUGCACUAAUGCACAAUUUUGUAACAGCCUAUACGACGUACAUCUGUAUCCGACUAAUCCGACUCAUCUUCGGAGUCACAGUUCUGACACACAUAAAUUGCCUGGCCUGAGGUGCAAGCAUCAUGGGCCCAUUUGUUGCAUCUCACACAGUUCACCCACGUCUCCUUUGGAAGGCUGUUUGAAAUGGCUCCACACAGACGAGGCAGAAUCACUCCUCUUCAUCUGAUGAUGAUUCUUCUAUGAUUUUUGCCUUCUUGUUCUUUGCAGAUCCACAUUUUGACCCCCCCCCCCUUGCUUCCCUUUCUUCGGAAACAGCCUUUUGCUAGAUUGUGCCUUAUUCUUUUACAUUUCUAUUGCCUGCUUCACUGGUGUGUCAGUUAGAAUUGCUGUUUUGCGCCGUUUUCUUCCUUUACAAGCUUGUUUUCAGUGGUCAGCUUUUGAAUAUGGCCUGAUGUCCUCUGGAGUUGGUAGUCUGCUGUCAGCAAUGGCAUUGCUGGGCAAGGGUGAGCUGGUGCUAGCAUAAGAACUGGGCAGGUCUGUGUCUGAGCUCGUGCUAGGCAGGGAUGGAAUGAUGCUGGGGCCUGGCUGGUUGGUGCUGGAGCCAGGUUGGUGCUGGGGCCAGGCAGGGCUGGAAUAGUGCUGGGGCCUGGCAGGUUGGUGUUGGGGCCUGACAGGGUUGGAAUGUUGCUUGGGCCUGGCAGGGCAGGGUUGGUGCUGGGGCCUGGUAGGGUUGGAAUAGUGCUGGGGCCUGGCAGGUUGGUGUUGGGGCCUGCCAGGGUUGGAAUGUUGCUUGGGCCUGGCAGGGCAGGGUUGGUGUUGGGGCCUGCCAGGGCUGGAAUGUUGCUUGGGCCUGGCAGGGCAGGGUUGGUGUUGGGGCCUGACAGGGUUGGAAUGUUGCUUGGGCCUGGCAGGGCAGGGUUGGUGUUGGGGCCUGCCAGGGCUGGAAUGUUGCUUGGGCCUGGCAGGGCAGGGUUGGUGCUGGGGCCUGACAGGGUUGGAAUGUUGCUUGGGCCUGGCAGGGCAGGGCAGGGUUGGUGCUGGGGCCUGACAGGGUUGGAAUGGUGCUUGGGCCUGGCAGGGCAGGGUUGGUGCUGGGGCCUGACAGGGUUGGAAUGUUGCUUGGGCCUGGCAGGGCAGGGUUGGUGCUGGGGCCUGGCUGGUUGGUGCUGGAGCUAGGUUGGUGCUUGGGCCUGGCAGGGCAGGGUUGGUGCUGUGGCCUGGUAGGGUUGGAAUGUUGCUUGGGCCUGGCAGGGCAGGGUUGGUGCUGGGGCCUGACAGGGUUGGAAUGUUGCUUGGGCCUGGCAGGGCAGGGUUGGUGCUGGGGUCUGGCAGGGCAGGGUUGGUGCUGGGGCCUGGUAGGAUAGGAAUGUUGCUGGGGCCUGGCAGGGCAGGGUUGGUGCUGGGGCCUGGCUGGUUGGUGCUGGGGCCAGGUUGAUGCUUGGGCCUGGCAGGGCAGGGUUGGUGCUGGGGCCUGACAGGGUUGGAAUGUUGCUUGGGCCUGGCAGGGCAGGGUUGGUGCUGGGGUCUGGCAGGGCAGGGUUGGUGCUGGGGCCUGGCUGGUUGGUGCUGGGGCCAGGUUGAUGCUUGGGCCUGGCAGGGCAGGGUUGGUGCUGGGGCCUGACAGGGUUGGAAUGUUGCUUGGGCCUGGCAGGGCAGGGUUGGUGCUGGGGUCUGGCAGGGCAGGGUUGGUGCUGGGGCCUGGUAGGGUAGGAAUGUUGCUGGGGCCUGGCAGGGCAGGGUUGGUGCUGGUGCCUGGAAGGGCAGGGUUGGUGCUGGGACCUGGUAGGGUUGGGUUCUGAAUGGGGCGAUCUGUAAUGUAGGAUGGCGCAAACUCGGUUGUAAUGUUGUACCCCAGCCACCCUAAAGCCAGCCUGAAUAUUCAAGGGGGUUGUAGCCAGAGGAUAGGUGAUUGCCACAAUCCCAGGAAUGUCAUAAAUUGACAUUGUCUUCCCGGGAUUGUUCCUCAUCCAGGCAUCACAAGAGGUGUUGAUGUGCCUCUUUAGCUGCCUGUAGACAGAACUGUCUAAGGUUGAAGCCGAUGAGAGCAAUGGGGUGGGAAUGAUAGCAUAAUUAUGCCAUUUACUCUGGCAUAAGUGAGUCCAUCAACAGACAGAUAAGACUCGUGGUUUUGUCCAAAAGGAGUAAACAGGGCUUCUCCUUUGAGCAAUUCGUAUGCUCAACCAAAUGUUUCAGGAAGUCAACAGUGCACAUCUUUCAUCCACCCAGAGGGAUUUGUCCCUCCUUUCCUACCAGGUGGCCCGUUGAUCAGGAAAUUAUCAUGAAAGUUGACACGGGGAAUAUAAAAUAUGGAGGUAUACUAUUCCCUGUGGCUGAGACAGCACAAGCCAGUGUGACGAGGGUUCCCCUUUCAGCGGAGGUCAGUGACCCUACUUGUUUGAAUCCACAUCUGCCCACCACUUUGUCAGGUUUAUGUUCAGUGGUCACUCCAGUUUCAUCGACAUUGCAUAUGUCUCCUGGUCCAACUUGAUAUCUCUCUAGCACUUAUGCUACAUUGUCGAAGAAAGCAUUAACAUUUUCUCUGUUGAAGCUACUUGCCCUGGCAAGGCUAGUUGCCUCUGGCUUUCUCAGCAACAGUGUUGGGUGCCGCUUUAAGAAGCCUGUAAACUACUCCAAGCUGGCCUUUUCUUUUUCUGCCCACAUUGGCGCGAACUUCAGCUGGUGUGUCACAGCAAACUGGUAGGAAAGUCUUCUGACCUCACUUGGCGACAGACCAAAAUAAAUGUCAUCUGACCUAGUACUAUACUAAACAAGCUGCAUCUCCAAAUCAGGUGAAAAAACCUGUCGUGGCUUUGUAUAGCCAACCACUGUUGUUGGCAUGGCUGUCUGACUUUCAACUUCUUCUCUGGUAGCCUUUUGACAAUACCGAGUCAGGGUACGGUAAUUUAUGUCAAAAUCCUUUGCUGUACUCCUGAUUGAUUUGUUCUGCAACUUCACCUGCCUCACUGCCUUUAACAUUAUGCCAGGUGGUGGGCUGCCAUCCUCUGUCUUUCUUUUAUCAUUUCUAACCAUCUUUCUUUCUUUCCUUCCUUCCUUCCUUCCUUCCUUCCUUCCUUCCUUCCUUCCUUCCUUCCUUCCUUCCUUCCUUCCUUCCUUCCUUCCUUCCUUCCUUCCUUCCUUCCUUCCUUCCUUCCUUCCGUCCUUCCUUCCUUCAAAAUCACAUUUACUCAUUGCAAUUGCAUAUUCAUUAGAGGCUUAUUACACCCACCUCCCUGUCUACUAUUCUUGUUGCCACAAUGCAAUUCAUAACACCACACUAAAUUCAUGACACUAAAUUCAUGACACUGUGUGUGUGUGUGUGUGUGUGUGUGUGUGGAUAUACAGUAGGCAUGUAGUGUGUUAGUACACACACACACACACACACACACACACACACACACACACACACACACACACACACACACACACACACACACACACACACACACACACACACACACACACACACACACACACACACACACACACACACACACAUGCCAGAGCCUGUCUUGUGUACUCUAGGGACAUGUCUGCUGCUCUAAACUGUAUAUAUAUAUAUAUAUAUAAUAAUCCAUUUACAGUAACAUUUAAUUCUAUUAUCAGAGCUGAUUACACUAUAUCACAAUGUUUUUAGAGCAUGUUCUAUAUGUCGAUGUAUACUGGGGCAAGUUGUCGACGUGCCACAAGGUCAUUGAGACAAUUUGCCCCAAACUGACAUGUGUGCUAAUUUUGGCUAAAUCUUAGGACUGCAGCUAAACUAUCAAAAGACACGUUAUUGUCUCCUCUACUCAGUGCAAAAUUAUAAUUUUGAACAUUAAUACCUAACAAAGUUUCAUUGCAUAAAAUGUAAAGUGCCAAUUCUUUACUUUUGAAGGGGAGAAAUAAGAAAAUUGUGCUCACCUCAGAUUAGAGUGACCUUGACCACAUACAAACAGGAAGUUGACCAUAGAACAUGUAGUCACACAAAGUAGCUAUUUGAUUUUUGAGAUAACACCUCUAGUGUUGGAGGUAUGAACAGUGUGACAACUUACCUCGCUCUCCCCUAACAUUCCUCUAGAUUUGAAUAUGAAUAUAUUAUUUUAGCCACUCCGACGACCUAAACAGAAAGCAAACAGUAAACAGAAUCUACAUCAUAAGCUUUCAUCAGAUUCCCUAAACAAUCGUGUAAACAUUACAAUGAGCAAAUCAGAGGCUAUUUUGAGUGUAUGGUUUAAAAUGUUAUUUUUUAAAUGUAAAUGGUAUGUAUUCCAUCUCCUUUGUACAUACUUCCCGAAAGCACUGAAUGAAAAGUCCCCCACUGUCAGAAUUUCAUAAAAUAUAAGCUAGCCAAUCUCUUACCCAAUAAAGGAAGUCCUGUUGUUUUUUCUGAAAAUGUUGUGUUUACAUUCUUGGUG